GUGAUAGAGGAGAUAGCAGCAGCCGUGCGGGGUACCCCUGGGGCCACACUGCUGGAUGUUGACCCUGGAUACUCUACCAACCGCACAGUCUACACCUUCGUUGGCAGCCCUGAUGAUGUCGUCGAGGCAGCCAUCAACGCGGCUCAAGUCGCCUAUAGGCUCAUUGACAUGACCACGCACAAGGGAGAGCAUCCUCGCAUGGGAGCCAUGGACGUGUGCCCCUUCAUCCCGGUGAAGGGAGUAAGUGAAGAGGAGUGCGUGGUUGUCGCCAAUUCUUUUGGGGCUCGCCUGGCCGAGGAGCUGGAUGUUCCCGUCUUUCUCUACGGUGCCGCCUCCACUAAAGAUUAUCGCAAGACCAUGCCCCAGAUCCGCGAUGGCGAGUACGAGGGAAUGAAGGAAAAGCUUAAAAUGGAAGAAUGGGCUCCAGAUUUUGGGAGUCGUGAGUGGGUUCCUCGGUGGGGCGCUACUGCCACGGGAGUCAGGAAAUACCUCAUUGCGUACAACAUCAAUAUGGUGGCCACCAAGGAGCAGGCACACAGGAUUGCUCUCAACCUGCGUGAACAAGGUCGAGGUCCCGACCAGCCAGGUCGUCUGCGCUGUUGCCAGGCCAUCGGGUGGUACCUCCAGGAACAGAACAUCGCACAGAUCAGCAUCAAUCUCACCGACUUUGAUGUUACUCCCAUACACAUCGCCUAUGAAGAAGCGAAGAAGGACGCAGAGAAGUUGAAUCUGGCAGUGACAGGGUCAGAGAUCGUGGGUUUGGUGCCCCUGGCUGCAAUCUUGCGAGCGGCAGAGCACUACAUCAAGAAGGAGAAGCUUUUCAUUGUGGAGGAGGUCCAGAAGGUGCACCUCGCCAUCAACCGCCUCGGCCUUAGCACACUAUCACCCUUCAAGCCAAAAGAGCGAAUUAUAGAGUACAGUUUGGAAGGUUGUGCAGGAAAACUGGCAGGUAGUAGUGUGGAGCAGUUCAUCAGAAGUGUGGCUGCCCGCACUCCAGCUCCUGGAGGAGGAUCAGUAGCUGCCACCGUCGCCGCUCUAGGAGCUGCUCUGGGCGCUAUGGUAGGGCAACUGACGUAUGGAAAACGUCAGUGGGAGUCCCUCGACUCCACAAUGAGAGAAGUUAUCCCUCCCCUUCACGAAGCUGCCAUCUCCCUCAUUCCUGCCAUCGACGCUGACACUGCUGCCUUCAACAAGUACACGGAUGCCAUGAAACUUCCUCAGAACACCGAUGAAGAGCGUGAAAUACAGAGAACAGCAAUGGCAGCUGCGAUAGAAGAAACCAUUCAGGUGCCCUUGUCAGUCCUCAAGAUAUUGAACACUUCCACCUGGGAUGCCCUCAUUCAGCUGGCUGCUGUUGGCAACAUUAAUUGCAAGUCUGAUCUCCAGGUUGGAGCGAGGUGUUUGGAAGCUGGGGCAUGGGGAGCCUACUACAAUGUCAAAAUUAAUUUGAGCAACAUAAGUGAUGAGUCUGUCAGAGACAAUUACUUGAAAGAAGCAGAUGACCUCCUUGAGCAAGCCAAACAAAGCUGCAGCAAAGUCUUAGAUGCUGUUAACAAGAGAGAGAAUUGAUGUGCCAUUACCAGAAAAAAAAAUUGCAGGUCUACUGUUUAUGUAAAAGUUGUGUAAAAAAAAAAAAAAAAAUUGAA
Cherax quadricarinatus is the source of this 1646-nucleotide messenger RNA. The record is from RefSeq and is a predicted model, not a curated record. Lineage: Eukaryota; Metazoa; Arthropoda; Malacostraca; Decapoda; Parastacidae.